Lindgomyces ingoldianus is the source of this 816-nucleotide messenger RNA. RefSeq lists its product as uncharacterized. The annotation marks the transcript as partial. Lineage: Eukaryota; Fungi; Ascomycota; Dothideomycetes; Pleosporales; Lindgomycetaceae. The transcript has a single exon. The record is from RefSeq and is a predicted model, not a curated record.
CGCUGUCAGCCCAUCACUACUACAACCACCUCAAGUGUAGGCCCGGCUUGCUCCCCUGGAUUUACGCUCGACUAUCGCAGCCGCUGUCAGCCCAUCACUACUACCACUACCACCUCCAGCGAAGGCCCGACAUGUUCUCCUGGAUAUACGCUCGACUAUCGCAGCAUUUGUCGGCCCAUUACAACAACUACCACCUCUAGCGUUGGCCCAAUAUGCUCUCCAGGAUAUACCCUUGGCUACCGUGGAGAAUGUCUCUUGGAUGUCCCGACAUCUACAGGUUGUUUACCAGGGUACGUGACAGAUUACCGAGGCCACUGCAUCACAACCCAAACCCCUACGACAACCGGAUGCCCGCCUGGUCAAUUCACUGAUUAUCGUGGACAUUGUACAACAAUCCCUACACCUACUACCCCAACCGGAUGUCCACCUGGCCAAGUCACGGAUUACCGCGGCCAUUGCACCCCAACCCCGACACCCACGACGCCUACCGGAUGUCCUCAGGGCUACAUUAUGGACUAUCGCGGCAGCCACUGUAUAGCCACGCCUACACCGAGUUCCCAAACCCCUCCCUCUGGGUGUCCGAGUUAUCUGCCUGAUAAUUGUCGCCCACUCUAUAAACGGGCCACGACACCCCCUCCGCCAUACUGCGUCAACACCCAAACUGAUGAACGCCACUGUGGCAGCUGUGGGAAUCAGUGCCAUGGGAACAUGACCUGUUCCUAUGGCGAAUGUAUUUACCCGCAUGCUCCAUAUGUGAUUAAGGGGUUGAAUGGUAUGUGGAAGAGGAUGCAAGAAGAGCAACAGGAUGGCAACUAA